UGGUGGGGGGGGGGGGGCAGGGAACCUAGGGCCAGAGCAGGGUGGAAAGUCACUUCCAGGGACAUUAAUAUGGCUCAAUCCCAGGGCUCCAGCCUCCCAGACUGUACCUAUUCUAAGCACCACCUCUCCUCACCACCCUUGUCCCACAGUGCCCCCUGCUGGGGAUGUCUUCACCUUCCACUCUUCCCCAGACUCCCUGGAUUCCAGCCACUGCAGCCUCCUGGCUGGAUUGGCCACUGCAGGUCACGCCUCAGGACCUUUGCACCGGCUGUUGCCCCUGCCUGAGAUGCCAUUCUCUUCUGCCUGGCUAGCUCCUACCUUUGUUCAAGUCUCAGCUUUCUUCAAUCCUCAGGAAAGCACUCUGGGACGCCCAGAUGGGGGCGGUUCCCAGGCUACCCCUGGCACAGUGCCCACCUCCUCCUUGGCAGCAUUUACCACAACCUUGUUCAGUGGUUCCUAGAUGAAUCACUUCUAUAUUAUUAUUGGUCAUUAAGCAGGAGUGGUUCAAAUUCAGGGGCCCCACUGUAUCCCCACUAGCUGGUCCAGCACCCUGUGCCCGUUCGUUUGUUGCCUGACAGACAGACAACGGAGGCCGUGUGGCUGACCAUCCUGUGGACGCAGGCUGAGGAUGCAGCGCUGGAAGGCGGCGGCCCUGGCCUCGGUGCUCUGCAGCUCCGUGCUCUCCAUCUGGAUGUGUCGGGAGGGACUGCUCCUCGGCCACCGCCUCGGACCUGCGCUGGCCCCGUUGCGCCGGCCGCCUCGCACCCUGGACGCCCGAAUUGCCCGUCUGGCCCAGUACCGUGCACUGCUGCAGGGCGCCCCGGACGCGGUGGAACUUCGAGAACUGACGCCCUGGGCCGGGCGGUCCCCUGGUCCGCGCCGUCGGGCGGGGCUCCGGCGGCGGCGCGCGCGUGCGCGGUCGGGGACACGGCCGUGCGGGCUGCGCGAGCUCGAGGUGCGCGUGAGCGAGCUGGGCCUGGGCUACGCGUCGGAAGAGACAGUGCUGUUCCGCUACUGCGCAGGCGCAUGCGAGGCGGCCGCGCGCGUCUACGACCUGGGGCUGCGACGCCUGCGCCAGCGGCGGCGAGUGCGGCGAGAGCGGGUGCGCGCUCAGCCCUGCUGCCGCCCGACGGCCUACGAGGACGAAGUGUCCUUUCUGGACACGCACAGUCGCUACCACACGGUCCACGAGCUGUCGGCGCGCGAGUGCGCCUGCGUGUGACCCUACCUCAGCCGGCCCGGAGACACGGCGGCCACGGCCCCCGCCCCGACGGCACCCACGGUCCCGCCUGGCAAGCCCCGCGACAGACUGCCCACCAGCAGAAGAUGCCGUCCAGGGCUCAGGACUCUCGCGUUAACUGUACCAAAAUAAAGUGUGGAAAAUCCA
This is a messenger RNA of Bubalus bubalis (water buffalo), 1387 nucleotides long. RefSeq names its product neurturin (gene NRTN). Lineage: Eukaryota; Metazoa; Chordata; Mammalia; Artiodactyla; Bovidae. Bases 629 to 1222 code for a protein of 197 amino acids. Gene Ontology annotation, molecular function: receptor tyrosine kinase binding; growth factor activity; glial cell-derived neurotrophic factor receptor binding. The transcript has 2 exons. The record is from RefSeq and is a predicted model, not a curated record.